AACAAAGGCAAACCUUGUCCGAGAAAGUUGUCAGUGUCGGAGUGAGUCGCAACGCGUUUCGUUGGCGAAUCCAAAUUAAUGUGCUUCCACUCGAAUAUACAUGCAAAUCGGCGAAAACAGUUUAAUUCGAGUGCCAUGCCAAAUCAAAGCAAACAAAGCACCAAACAUCUCUUGACAGGCAACUCAAAUACCUAGCACACUAAACACCAAACAACUCUAAAAACCAAAUCAAACCAAUUAAAUUCAGACCAAACCAAACCGAAACCAAGAAACCGAUCAAUCCCACAGAAGCCAUCGCAGCUAUAGACCUCCACACCGAAGGGAGUGAGAGUGUGCGAUAGAAUGGUGUUCGCGUCCGUUGUGGUGUGCCAGGUGGAGAAAUUGAUCUGCAUGCCAAUCAGCUUUGCCGUAUUCGCCUUCCUGUUCAUGGCCUGCGCCAUGGAGGUGGUUCUGCUCAAGAUGACCACCAGUGACCCGGUGUUCGGGCGGCCUCCCGACGACGGCGACGAGGCCGGGGACGACGAGUCCGAGGAGCAGAUCUACUACGAGAAUCUCGGUAACAACUACGAGCACUGGGCACGCCGUCGGAUGCGAUUCCACCAGCGGCACCAGCAACAGCUCCAGCAGGAGGAGAGCCAACGGCAACAGCUGCUCGUAUAGCUGUAGCUGCAGCAUUGCGAAUCGGUUGGGUAUCGGUUAUGACUGGUUUCUUCUGUUUUCGAAAUUAUAUGGUGUAUAGUAUAUGGAUAUGGAGAGGAGAGAGUUAUGAUUUCGUUUGUAAGCGAUUUCAAAACGAGACAUAUUCAAAUGUUAAGUUGAGCAAAUUGUUUGUGAUUAAUUUUGAGCACGUUGUACCACAACUUCCACAACACACAACAAAACAAAACACGACUCAUGCAUGGAUACGAUUAAGUGAGAACUGAAUGCAUAUCUAGAUAUAAAAGUAGAUAUAUCUGUAAGUACAUACAUAUAAGUAUGUGCAUAUGUCCUACGAGAAUAGUUUGUAAGCCGUGUGAUAUGCUUAGUUAUUCGAUACCUACAUACAUAGAUCCUAAGUGACGCGAAUAAAUCUGGCUAUAAAACUCAA
Messenger RNA from Drosophila persimilis, 1087 nucleotides. RefSeq lists its product as uncharacterized. Bases 343 to 660 code for a protein of 105 amino acids. NCBI's taxonomy places the organism in Eukaryota, Metazoa, Arthropoda, Insecta, Diptera, Drosophilidae. The record is from RefSeq and is a predicted model, not a curated record. The transcript has a single exon.